Messenger RNA from Closterium sp. Yama58-4, 855 nucleotides. Lineage: Eukaryota; Viridiplantae; Streptophyta; Zygnematophyceae; Desmidiales; Closteriaceae. The record is from the annotation of a GenBank genome assembly.
AUGGCUGCUGCAGCACUUGCUCGUUCUUCCACGCUAGCACCCGUGAAAUCCAUCAGCCUUCUACUGUCGCAAAACGUCACAAGCAAACAACGCACCCUAGCUCCCCAAUUCUGGCUCUCCAAGCCGUCUCGCCCUUCACCAAUCCGCUGCGAGGCCCCACCGACCAUGACAGAACGCGAACAGAACCGCCAACUGAAAGUCGCGCCGUCGUCCCUCGAAUACAACGACCGGAUGAAACGACAGAUGGCGAAUCCGUACGAGUACCACCACGAGCUCGGAAUCUACUACACCCGCGUGCACCCUAAGAUCAUCGUCGGCUCGCAGCCGCAAACACCGGAGGACAUAGACCGUCUGCAGCGUGACGAGGGCGUGCAGGUGAUUCUUAAUCUCCAGCAAGACCACGACAUGGCGUACUGGAGCGUGGACAUCGGCGCCAUCAUCAAACGGUGCAGGGAGCGCCAUGUGGAGCAUCACCGCCGGCCAGCCGUUGAUUUCGAUCCCAAUUCGCUCCGCCAUGAGCUUCCCAGGAUGGUUGCAGUGAUCGCCAAGGCCGUCGCGGAAGGGAAAACCGUCUACGUGCACUGUACCGCGGGUCUCGGCAGGUCUCCGGCAGCUGUGAUAGCGUAUCUGUUCUGGUUCGCCGAGCCGCGCGUGGACCUGAACGGCGCGUACGACCACGUUACAUCUCUCCGCCCGUGCGGUCCCAAGAAGGACGCCAUCCGCGGCGCGACAUACGACUUGGCGAAGAACAGUCCAUACCAGCCGCAAUUCGAGCACCUUCCGGAUUUCGCGUUUACUGACGUGGCGCAGUGGGAGAGAGACCUUAUCCGCCAGCGCGUGUGGUCUCUAGCUUAA